Oncorhynchus gorbuscha (pink salmon) is the source of this 1935-nucleotide messenger RNA. Its product is annotated as cytochrome P450 26A1-like. Gene Ontology annotation, molecular function: iron ion binding; monooxygenase activity; oxidoreductase activity, acting on paired donors, with incorporation or reduction of molecular oxygen. NCBI's taxonomy places the organism in Eukaryota, Metazoa, Chordata, Actinopteri, Salmoniformes, Salmonidae. The transcript has 7 exons. Gene Ontology annotation, biological process: sterol metabolic process. Bases 102 to 1595 code for a protein of 497 amino acids. The record is from RefSeq and is a predicted model, not a curated record.
UGGGGCAACUAGUUGGGGGGAAACGGGCGUAUAAAAGCGCAGAAUGGAGGGUGAGACAUACCAGUCCACUCCUGCGGUCCAUCCGUACACUUCUCCUCGAGAUGGGUUUCUACACGUUAUUCGUAACAUGUCUUUGCACUCUCCUGCUCCCACUCCUUCUGAUCGUGACGGCAAUGAAACUGUGGGAAAUGUACGUCAUUAGUGGAAGUGAUCCAACCUGUCAGAGUCCUCUUCCUCCGGGUACCAUGGGACUGCCCUUCCUUGGCGAGACGCUUCAGAUGGUCCUACAGAGAAGAAAAUUCCUACAAAUCAAACGUCAGAAAUAUGGAUAUAUUUAUAAGACGCAUCUCUUUGGGAGUCCCACGGUGCGGGUAAGUGGUUCAGAACAUGUGAAACAGAUUCUGAUGUCGGAACACAAAUUGGUCGCGGCUCAGUGGCCAGCAUCAGUGCGACUCAUCCUCGGGUCGCACGCCCUCUCCAAUGCGCACGGCGCGCUCCACAAGAGCAAGAAAAAGGCGAUCAUGAAAGCCUUUUCUGGAGAAGCCCUGAAAGAGUAUAUUCCUGUGAUCCGGGAGGAGGUGAGAUGUGCAGUGCAUAGCUGGCUGCAAAGCGACUCUUGUGUGCUAGUGUACCCAGAGAUGAAGCGCCUCAUGUUCCGCAUCGCAAUGAGGAUUCUGCUUGGCUUCGAGCCCGAGCAAACAAAGACCGACGAGCUGGAAUUAGUGGAAGCGUUCAAAGAAAUGAUAAAUAACCUUUUCUCCCUACCAAUCGAUGUUCCUUUCAGCGGCUUGUACCGGGGUCUGAGAGCACGCAACAUCAUCCACUCAAAGAUAGAGCAAAACAUCAAAAACAAGCUGUCCAAUAUUGAUAACAACAAUAACUACAAAGAUGCUCUGCAGUUAUUGAUUGAGAAUGGAGAGAGGAACGAGGAGCGACUAAGCAUGGAGGUAACCAGAUAUAAAGAGUCUGCCACAGAAUUGCUAUUCGGUGGCCACGAGACUACAGCGAGCACUGCGACCUCUUUGGUGAUGUUUCUCGGGCUGCAUGCACAUGUCAUGCGUAAAAUGCGCCAUGAGCUUCAGGAGAAGCAUUUGUUGGGAACCCAAUCUGAGGACAAACCACUGAGUAUUGAGUUGUUGGAACAGUUGAAGUACACCAGCUGUGUCAUCAAAGAAACUCUCCGUAUAAACCCUCCUGUCCCUGGUGGCUUCCGUGUGGCACUGAAGACGUUUGAGCUCAAUGGAUACCAGAUUCCCAAGGGUUGGAAAGUCAUCUACAGCAUCUGUGACACACACGAUGUGCUGGACACACUUAUGAACAAGGAGGAGUUUCAGCCAGAGAGGUUCUUGGACAAGUCACCAGAUGACUCCUCCCGGUUCGGUUACAUCCCAUUUGGGGGUGGUGCGAGGACGUGUGUGGGCAAAGAGUUUGCUAAAGUUGUACUUAAGGUGUUCCUGGUCGAGGUGGUCACCAGAUGCGACUGGACUCUGUUAAACGGACCCCCGACAAUGAAAACAGGCCCAACCGUUUAUCCAGUGGACAAUCUGCCCACAAAGUUCAGCAGAUAUGGUGACAAAUGUAUCCAGAACAACUGAUAGUGAAAAAUUAACAUUUAUGUAAAUACACUUGUUAAUAUUUAAGAUAGACAUAUCAUGUAUAUUACAUCUAUUUUGUAAUAGAGAUAUUUAUGUAAACCCCACUAGCAUUGUAAAAGCAACAUUUUUAGAAGCACUUCAGGUUGAUGCACUUCGAUAAGUUUUGAGACAUAAUUUUAUGUAUAUUUUGAAAUGUAAUUGUUUUUAAUCUGUACUUGAUCUUUUUCAUGCAGCUUAACUGUGUUGUUGCAUUUGGAAUGUUUUCAAUAAAAGAAAUGUACUAUUAUUAUGAAUAGUUGAUUUUUCACUUUAAAUCUGUCUAUAUCAAAACAAUUUACAU